UGGGGGGGAAGGGAGGGGAGGACAGAGAGAGGGAGGAAGAGGGACACCUGAGGGCGCGCGGAAACCGAUCGUCGUCUCUGCUUUCCUCCCUUUAGGAAGAGUUUGGUGGCAGCAGUGGCUCCGUAGGAGGAGGAAGGGAGGAAGCAAGAUGAGCGUGAUCGACAUCCUAACCCGUGUGGACGCCAUCUGCAAAAAAUAUGAGAAGUACGACGUCGAGAAGCAGCGCGAUCUCAAUGUCUCCGGCGACGACGCCUUCGCCCGUCUUUAUGCCGACGUGGAGACCGACAUCGAAGCUGCCCUCCAGAAAGCGGAAGAUGCGUCGAAGGAGAAGAAUCGGGCGGCCUCCGUGGCAAUGAAUGCCGAGAUUCGGCGCACAAAGGCGAGGCUCUUAGAGGAGAUCCCCAAAUUGCAGAGGCUCGCACAGAAGAAGGUCAAGGGCCUGUCAAUGGAAGAAUUAGCUACUCGAAGUGAUUUAGUGGCUGCACUAUCUGAUAGGAUAGAAUCAAUACCAGAUGGGACAGGAAAUGCUGGAAAAAAAGGUGGAGGUUGGGCGGCAUCAGGUUCACGCACGGAGAUCAAAUUUGAUUCAGAUGGAAGGUUUGAUGAUGAAUUUUUUCAGCAGACUGAGGAAUCAAGCAAGUUCAAGCAAGAGUAUGAAAUGCGCAGGAUGAAGCAGGAUCAAGGUUUGGAUGUUAUUUCUGAAGGAUUGGAUACACUAAAAAACAUGGCACAUGACAUGAAUGAGGAGCUGGACAGGCAGGUGCCACUAAUUGAUGAGAUUGACACAAAGGUUGAUAAAGCAACAUCAGACCUUAAGAAUACAAAUGUUAGACUGAAGGAGACUGUCAACCAGCUGAGAUCCAGUCGGAACUUUUGUAUUGAUAUUAUCCUUUUGUGCAUUAUUCUGGGGAUUGCUGCAUACUUGUACAAUGUGCUGAGGAAGUGAUGUAUGCUCGAUGCUCAAAGGGGUCAUUCCUACUUGUCUAUAUUGUGUUAUGUUCUACUCUGAUUAUUCUGUUCAUGUUGGUUUGGUUUCACAUUUUGCUGUAUCUGUAAGCUUUUGCCAAUGCGGUUUGUUUGCUUAAGGCGUUUGUUGAGAGACUGUCUGAUGUGUUACACCUCUGAGUUGGUGAGUUCUCGAUUUGCUGACUGGUUGUUGGCAUGUUUGAGCAAACGAGCAAUAAUUGAGUCUGUUAGAGUUAUUUGUCAACCUGGAGGUUUUACCAUUUGCUCGCCUCGAUGGAAAAAACUUUGAAUGAAUCACAGAAAUCUCAUCCACCGUUCCUUCA
Molecule: messenger RNA, 1289 nt
Organism: Nymphaea colorata (pocket water lily)
Lineage: Eukaryota; Viridiplantae; Streptophyta; Magnoliopsida; Nymphaeales; Nymphaeaceae
Product: syntaxin-71
Exons: 9
Coding region: 149-946 (265 amino acids)
Biological process (GO): vesicle fusion; intracellular protein transport
Cellular component (GO): endomembrane system; membrane; SNARE complex
Molecular function (GO): SNARE binding; SNAP receptor activity
Source: RefSeq, a predicted model, not a curated record